AGUUCCAAAGUGCUUGCAAAGAAGGAGCUCUCGUACAUGCCUAUCAUUGGCUGGAUGUGGUAUUUCCUAGAGAUAGUCUUCUGCAAGCGUAAGUGGGAGGAAGAUCGUAAAACAGUCAUGCAGAAGUUGCUGAAUCUCCGGGACUACCCUGAAAACUUUUGGUUCCUGAUUCAUUGUGAGGGUACAAGGUUCACAGAACAGAAGCACCAGAUUAGUAUGCAGGUAGCUGAAGCCAAAGGCCUGCCCAAGCUCAAGUAUCACCUACUGCCACGAACGAAAGGAUUUGCUGUCACCGUGCAGUGUUUGAGAAAUGUAGUUUCUGCAGUCUAUGAUUCUACUCUCAAUUUUAGAAAUAAUGAGAAUCCAACAUUGCUGGGAGUUCUAAAUGGAAAGAAAUACCAUGCAGAUUUAUAUGUAAGGCGGAUUCCGCUAGAGCAAGUCCCAGAAGAUGAGCAGGAGUGUUCUAACUGGCUCCACAAAUUAUAUCAAGAGAAGGAUGCAUUCCAGGAAGAGUACUACCGAACAGGAACCUACCCAGCAGUCCCUAUAGUACCAGCCCGACGACCAUGGACGCUUUUGAACUGGCUUUUCUGGGCCUUAUUGCUGCUAUAUCCUUUAUUCAAGCUGCUCAUCAACAUGAUCAACAGUGGGUCAUCACUGACACUGGCUAGUUUUGCAUUUGUCAUUGUAAUGG
Molecule: messenger RNA, 694 nt
Organism: Phaethon lepturus (White-tailed tropicbird)
Lineage: Eukaryota; Metazoa; Chordata; Aves; Phaethontiformes; Phaethontidae
Product: 1-acyl-sn-glycerol-3-phosphate acyltransferase delta-like
Exons: 5
Cellular component (GO): endomembrane system; mitochondrial outer membrane
Molecular function (GO): 1-acylglycerol-3-phosphate O-acyltransferase activity
Source: RefSeq, a predicted model, not a curated record